AUGUCUAUUCUGGGUUAUAUCGUGAAGCCUCUGGCAUACUUUGGCCUGCCAGCCUUUGCUCUACACAAACUGUCUCAGUCGAACCCUGUGGCGAAAUACUAUGUUCGGCUCACGCUCUACGUCUCCACUAUGGGCCUGUGCUCGGUCUGGGGCGUCAUAGUCUCCGUAGCUCUAUCGCUGGUGGGGCAGAAAUACAAUGUCAACUGGGUCAUUGCUCGCAGCUUCUACAAUCUUGCCGGACACAUCCUGAACGUGAAAUUCGUGGUGGAGGGAGAAGAGCACCUCGAGACUCGACCGUCGGUGCUCGUGGGCAAUCACCAGAGCAUGUUUGAUAUAUUAUAUCUUGGGCGCAUCUUCCCGCUCAGAGCCUCGAUCAUGGCCAAGAAGGAGCUACAGUGGAUGCCGCUGCUCGGCCAGUUUCUCACCGCAUCCGGCGCCGUGUUCGUCGAUCGCGGCAACAACGCGAAAGCAGUUCGCUCUCUCGCCGCUGCUGGCGAAGCUAUGCGCGAACGCGGCACCUCCUUGUGGCUAUUCCCAGAGGGCACACGCUCAAUGCGCCAGUAUCACGAUAUGCUCCCCUUCAAAAAGGGCGCCUUCCACCUUGCCGUACAGGCAGGCGUGCCUAUCGUACCCGUCGUUUGCGAGAACUACUGGAGGAUCUAUCGUCAAGGCGUUUUUGACGAGGGAGUGCUCAAGAUCAAAGUGCUACCGCCCAUACCGACGACUGGCUUGACAACUGCGGAUGUCGGUGAUCUAGCGGAGAGGGUGCGCGAGCAGAUGGUCGCCGCUCUCCGCGAGAUUUCCGACCCAAAUGCACCGCCUGCGCCCGAUUCGAAACCGGCGCCUCCUGCUGGGGACGCGAAGAAGCCUGUCGUGGCAACUGCACCAGAGCCUACGCCUGUAACUCCACCCCAGGUCGAUCGAGAUCUUCCAACACCGGCUACACCUGCGCUCAGCGAAGCCUACUCAUUAUCGGAGGAGAGCGUACGACGUGGGAGCGAAAAUGGCGCUGAAACCGAGGAGGACGAAGGCAUGGUACUAGUCGGACGACCGGAGCGGUAG
This is a messenger RNA of Peniophora sp. CBMAI 1063, 1062 nucleotides long. The record is from the annotation of a GenBank genome assembly. NCBI's taxonomy places the organism in Eukaryota, Fungi, Basidiomycota, Agaricomycetes, Russulales, Peniophoraceae.